Dromiciops gliroides (monito del monte) is the source of this 5461-nucleotide messenger RNA. It is a transcript of the gene PROSER2, whose product is annotated as proline and serine rich 2. The record is from RefSeq and is a predicted model, not a curated record. The coding region runs from base 318 to 1829 and encodes 503 amino acids. Lineage: Eukaryota; Metazoa; Chordata; Mammalia; Microbiotheria; Microbiotheriidae. The transcript is spliced from 4 exons.
GGCCAGCCCGCCAGCUUCUCAGUGUCAUGCAAUGCGCAUGGGUGAGUGCUGGGUUGCUCUGCAGCAGCUGCGGCUCGGGGACAGUACUCGAGAGUCAGGAGGGAGAGCUUGGCCAGCACAGCGCAGGGGAGCGCAGCUCAGCACCGUGUGCCCCAGGCUCCCUGGCUCGCUCCUCGCCUGGCACCUGCUGCCCCUCUGACAGCGGGGCUUCCCCUGGCCCCCCUGGCAACAGCUAGAAAUGAUCCUCCACUCUAGGAUUCAGUGCUGGCUACUUUUCUUAUUGUUUGACCAAGCAGGCUGCUGAGCUUCCUGUGGGGAUGCCCAGAAAUCAUCUGACAUCAGACUGUUUAGAAAUGGACAUGUCACCCAGCUACAGGCCCAGUGACUUAAGCAGAGAUGGGAGUCUGGACAGCAGACGGAGCAGUCCUCGGUCCAGAAGUUUUACCUCAGAUGAUGAAAGCCUAAAGCACCUUACCCAUGAAGAGAAGGACGUCAUCCUGUUUUUUGAAGAGACAAUUGAUUCCCUAGAAGAUGACUUGGAGGAAGAAGCCCUUUGUGAUAGUGGUAUCCACUGUCACUCUCCAAGGUCACUGGAAGAGAGUACUUCCAGUCACUCUGAGCCAGAAGAUAUCAUUGACUUGGUGAAGCCGAUACCUGAGGAUCAAGAAGGGAAAUGCCUUCGGCACAUGGCCCAAGUAGCAGAGUCAGAAAAUAUUAAGAAAGAAGAAGUACCCUCCCUAGAAAGCAAAAAGGAAACAGCUGACAGCAUUUCAUUGCCAGAUUCUACGGUUCCUGAAAGUACCCUUCCUCUGGCUCCACCCCUUCCUGCCUCGACCCCGCCUCUUCCUGCCUCAGCCCCUCCCCUGGAUGCCUCAGCCCCUCCCCCGCCUGCAUCAGCCCCGCCCCUCCCUGCCUCGCCCCCAAUGUCUCCCCAGAAGGAGUCAUCCUCUCCGCCGGCAGAGCACCCAAAACUCCUCCACUCUGUACCCACUCCACUCGUCAUUGCUCAGAGGAUCUCCGAGCGAUGGGCAGGAAAUGAGGGCCCGUCGCCUACAUCCACUUCGGUGGAGGGGAGGUUCAGUGGAUGGAAGACUAGGACCUUUGCCUCGCCGUCUUCUCAAAAUGGAGAACACUCCCCAUGGCACCGGCAUGCCCUGGCUUCCCAGACCGUCCCUAAGAUUCACCGCUUCCCCAGCAACAUCAGCGUAACUAACAGCGCCGGGAAGGAUUUCAACAAGACCAUCUCCAAAGCAGCGGUCAAUGUCCAAGAACGCAAGGCGCAGGUUCUAGCCAACAUCAAUGGGGUGGCCUUCCUUGGCCCAGGCGAAGCGGAAGACCGGUUACAGAGGAACGAGCUGACUGACCACAGAAGGAGUCUCCUCCCUGAGCAGGCUGCGUGUGACGCCCUGAGCAAGCUGAGCGUUGUAAAGGAAGCCCCGGACCCAGAAAAAGGACGACAGACGAGCAUCGACCAGUGUUCCAAGGCUGUGCAAACAGAACAAGCCACCACGCUACCCAACGGCUACCAGAGCAUCCACGAGGCUUUGAAGAGUGAGCCCAGCCCUUUCGUCUCUUCUGGCAAGACCAUAACCUUCCGCCCCGACUCGGCUCUUCCCAACAAGAUCACGCGGCAGAACGUGGCCAAGAGUUUGUAUGAACAUCGGCAGCCGGACAUUGGCCAAGAUGUCAGGAGACGGUCGGGCUCCCUCCCAAGAGCUGUAGGAUUCCGACCCCAAGGCAUCACCGUGCAGUUUGCUGGCCGCGGUUCCACGGAAGAAGCUCGGCGAGAGGCUCUGAGGAAGCUAGGGCUCCUAAAGGAAACUUUGUGAAGGAUGAUGCAGUGAGGGAUGCUGAAAGGGGAGAGGGAGGCACUUUUGGUUCUGAUGGGCUAGCCCAGUCUAGCAGAAUGGUUGUAAUACUCACAACAUUCCCCUCCCUCUUAAAGAGCCAGGGGGAGAAAAGAAAUGUUCGGAGAAACACAGAGCUGAUUUACCUCACUGAAGACUUAUAGGUAAAGGCCAAAACACCAUUCCCAAUUGCUGUGCCAUUUGUGGGGUUGGAGCUUCCAGGAAAGUUGGUUCUAACUGUCAUCAGGCUUUGACAUCCCUGUUCCACAAUCCCCCAUUUGAACUUUGGUCUCUACCAGUAGAAGAUAUGCAUCCUGCCACACUUCUAAGUCUUCCUUUUUCCACACACAGGCAAAAUCCAAGAAAUGGAGAGGGGGGAAGGAAGUAGAGAACAAACUAUAGACCUUUCAAACCCAUAGACUUCAUGGAUUGUAAAUGCCAUAACCUUUUUUUUUGGGGGGGGGGGGCGGUGUUUUUACUUGGCAUUCUUGAGCCACUUGCUUCCUGUCCUCUUAUAAUCAUCUUCUGUCCUGAAGUACCUGGCUUGAAAUAACCAGUUCCGACUAUGCCAUCUGUGUUUUUCUUCCAUCUUUUUUUUUUUUUAAGUAAGGCCUUCUGUUCAUAUUUCUUUCUGAUCGUUAUUGUGCCUGGUAUAUCUGUUUUGGAAGGGGAGGCUUGUUUUAGCACAAAACAUGUACUUAUUCUCCACCCCCUGCAAAUGAAUGUGCAAUCUGGGUUGCAUAAGAAUUUUUUUUUUAAAGAUUUAAGUGAAGGCUUUAUAGUUGUAUUACUAUAAUUUCAGUUUGAAGAGUAGAGAGGGAAUGGUGAGGACUUUGAUAAGGAUGGUGUUUUUUUAAGAAAACAAGACUUUUCAGACUGGGAAAACCCACACCCACAUACACAUUUGUAUGUGGCUUCAUAACAUUUGAUGAAGUGUCCAUUUUCUACAGGAUACAGCCUCUUCUUCCUAUAGUCUUGAUGCACUUUUAGCCAUCUUCUGUUGGGGAUAAAUGACACAGAAGAAACGCAAAGCUACUUGAAUGCAUAAUCAGUUUCUAAUCUCAAUAUGUCCCAUUCCUGUGAUAUUUCUUCAGAUCAAAAGUAGCUCUUCCCUUCAAACUCUUUUCUACUUCUCCCCAAUUAAAAUUCUCCCCUCCGCAAAGCCCUUCCCCCACUAAGGAAUCCAAAGAACUCAGGUGUUCUUUGACACAAAGACCACUGGCUGAUCGUAUUCCCAGAACAGUCUCUGAAUUUUGUAAGCAGUUACAUAACCAGAAGGGUGAGGAAAAGGAACUGACUCUCUCUCCCUGUCAUAUGUCUCAUAUGCCAAGUUGUAGCCAAGAACAAGUUUAUUAAUACUAUUCAAGGAUGGAAUUUUAAACCUUUAAAAAUAGAUUGGGAGGGGCUAGACUAGGAGACCCAGGCACAGACUUUUAUUAUUCUCUCUUAGCCAUCACGGUAGCACAGCAAUUUUUUUCCCUGUAAAUGUUGCUUAAAUUCAAACUUUUAAAUGUGCUGUGAAGGAAAUUUUCCAUAGUAUUCAACUUUGCCUCAUAAGUUAUAUAAAAAGAUUGUACUUAAAACCACCAGUAUUUAAUACCUCACCCCACCCAACCCCAUGAAUUAAUCUCAUUUGUUAUGGAAUCUGGAUACUAUUUAAAAUAAGCAUUUAAUUUUCACAGCCUUUUUAAUAGUUUAUUUUAAAGUUAACUUUGUUGGCAGCAAAUGUCUAAGUGAUUCGUCAGGGCCAUGUUUCUGUUAAUAGAAUGAGAUGCAUUCUGUUUAAUCAUUCAAAAGGAAGAAGUUGAAAAAUAUUCCAUCAGUUGGAUCCAAGGGUCUCGACAUUGCAGAAACUUUAAAAUAAUCUAUAUUUGUCACAUUACCUCUUGGUGAGGUUGCUUUGUCUUUGGUUGUUUUAAAUCUUUGUCAUCCAGUAAUUUCACCGAGUUUGAGAUGAGUUUUGCUAUUUUAGUAUAUUAAUCUUUAUGAUGUUUCUUUGAAAAAUAAACUUGGAGAUUUUCUUAAGUCCAAGAGGGUGUUUUUUUUUAAAUGGGGCUUUGAAAGUGCCUUGCACAUAGUAGGCACUCAAUAAAUGUUUAUUAAAGUUAAAGCCAAGUCAUUACACUGCUAUACACACACACACACACACAUAUACACACCCCACUAUGGUGAUCUGACCAUGUUCAAAAAUCUACUAGUUCAAACAAGAACCAGCUAAGUGAUACAUUGGAUAAAGGGUUGUGCCUGGAGUCAGGAGGACCUGGGUUCAAGUCUAGCCUCAGAUACUUAUACUGGCUGUAUAACCCUGGGCAAGUCACUUAACCUGACUGCCUCAGUUCAAACUAGAAGCCUCUGGUUGGUGCAAUAUAUAGAAAUCAGAGCUGAGUUCAAAUGUGACUUCAGACACAUAAUAGCUGUGACCUCUGUCUCAGGCUCUUCAUCUCCAAAAUGGGAAUAAUGCUAACACCUACUUCCCAGGGUUAUUAUGAGAUUAAAAUAUGACAGAAUUUGUAAAGCACUUUGAAAACUUUAAAAAUCCUACAUAAGUACUAGGUGUUUAUUUAAAUUAAAAUGGGAGUUCAUUCCAAAUUAAAAACACAUAAUGAAAAUGGGACACACUUAAAACAUCCAUUUUUCCUGAUCCAGCCUCAUCUUCCCUUUGAAAUAGUCCCUAAGAAAUAUCCCCCAUCUGAGCCCAUGUCUUUAAGCACUGAAAAUUUAGGAUAAAGUAUAGCUUUGAUUUUACCAGAGGGUCACGCCAUCCAGUGAGAGUCUUACAACCUAAUAAAGGCAGAAUGAUAAUAUUUAACACACACACACAUCCUUAUUUCUUCUCCUUUCCCCUUUAGCUACGUCUGCCCCAUGAGGAUGAACAAAUUUAUAUACACUCACUUCCUAUUACAGUAACAUUUUAGAAUAGAAGAAUUUGCUAGAAUAGAAGGAAUGUCAAUAGCUAACAGAGCCAGUUUGACUGGAUUGUAGAGUACUUGAAGAGGCUGAUGUAAAAUAAAUCUGGAAAGGUAGGUUAGGAACCAGACAAUAGGAAGCUUUCCAAGUUUGGGAUCCUUUUGCUCAGGGGCCUGCUUCUCUCUUUCAAUCUUCCUUGAAUCCAGUGAGAUGAGAGCAAGAAAGCAAAGGGCUUUGUGCCUAAACCUGGUUUUUGCUGCCUUCACCUAAAUCAGCUGACUUUUUUUUUUUCUUCAGUAGUAGACUGGUUGUGUGGGAUCCUUCAUUCUGGAAUGUCCUGACGGAAAGGUCUUUGGCUUAAGAUAUCCAAAUGAAAGGAGCUCCCAUGAAGAAUGUGGCUGCGCUUGAAUGAUGCUGCAUGGAACUUAAAACACUUGCAUUUUUUAAAAGAGAGCUCCGCCUUUUCCCAUGAUUUUAAAAAUAAAUUCCUUACGGGUGAAGCUCUUUGCUAAGAAGGCACAAAGGGGCUCAGUGUUAUACGGUGCCUAUUCUCAGUUUUAGGAUGGUUGGUGAGGAAGAACAGGGGAUAGGUGUGGGGGGUGGGGCAGGCCUAGGAGACAGCUCUGUGUAAUUUACCCUUGUCGACCUUGUCCUUCUCCUGCUAAUGUUUUCCUGGUAGAAGUAUGAUGUGUAUUAUUUAUAUAAUA